UGGCAUUUCGAAAUGGCGGUCAACGUAUCAUCGCCACUGUAAACAAUAAAUUAAAAGUUAAUGCUGAAAACGCUGGCAUUCUAUAAAAAAUGCAUAUAAAACAGGUGAUAAUCCAAGGUUUCAAGAGUUACCGGGAACAAAUUGUGGUCGAGCCAUUCGACAAACGGCACAAUGUCGUUGUUGGCAGAAAUGGUUCGGGAAAAAGUAACUUUUUCCAUGCUAUACAAUUUGUGUUGAGUGAUGAGUUCUCUCAUCUAAGACCGGAGCAACGUCUGGCCCUGUUACACGAAGGCACAGGCCCGAGGGUCAUUUCGGCCUUUGUAGAGAUCAUAUUCGACAAUUCUGAUAAUAGGAUUCCAAUUGAGAAAGAUGAAAUCUUUCUGCGCCGUGUUAUUGGAUCAAAGAAGGAUCAGUUCUUCCUCAACAAGAAAGUAGUACCUCGGUCCGAGGUGCUCAACCUGCUGGAGAGUGCUGGUUUAUCCAACUCCAACCCAUACUACAUUGUCAAACAGGGAAAGAUUAAUCAAAUGGCCAUAGCGCCUGACUCCCAUAGAUUGAAGUUGCUAAGAGAAGUGGCUGGAACCAGAGUGUAUGAUGAGCGCAGAGAGGAGUCCGUCACCAUUCUCAAAGAAACUGUUGGAAAGGUGGAAAAAAUCAACGAAUUCUUGCAAACAAUAGAGGAGCGUUUGAAGACUCUGGAGGAGGAGAAAGAGGAGUUGAAGGAGUAUCAGAAAUGGGACCGAGCUCGGCGAGUGCUGGAGUUCAUCAUACAUGACACAGAACAUAGGGAGAACAAGAGGAAGCUUGAAGAGCUGGAGAAAAUGCGCUCAAACAGCGGUAAAGAGCAGCAACACUAUGCCGACAUGGUCAGAGAGGCUCAGGAACAUGUCAGAGAAGCUAACAGGAAGCUAAAGGACGCCCGUAAGGACGUUGCCGCGGCCCGCGAAGAGAAAGACAUAUUGUCUACAGAGCAGCAACAGUUGUUGAGAGAGAAGACUAAGUUAGAACUUGGUAUCAAGGACUUGUCCGAUGACGUCGAUGGAGACAAUAAAUCUAAGGAACGCGCCGAAGGAGAACUCGAGCGUCUUCGACAACAGAUAGCUGAGAAAGAACGUGAAUUAGAAGAGUUGAAGCCUAAAUACGAGGAGAUGAAGGCUCGGGAGGAAGAAUGUACGCGAGCUCUGGCACUCAACCAGCAGAAGCGACAGGAACUCUACGCCAAGCAGGGCAGAGGCACGCAGUUCACAUCCAAGCAGGACAGAGACAGAUGGAUUGAGAAGGAACUCAAGUCUCUAAACAAACAAAUAAAAGACAAGAAGGACCACGAGACGAAACUCCGUGAUGACCUUCGCCGCGACGCCACCAAGUUGACAGAGUUGGAGAAGAGAAUAGAAGAGACUACGAAGGAGAUGGAAAGACAAAGAGUCGCUAUAGACGAGCAUAAUAAACAGUAUUACGAGUGCAAGAAGAGGAAGGAUCAGGAGCAGAGUGCUAGGAAUGAAUUAUGGCGUAAAGAAACGUCUCUGACGCAGAACCUGUCGUCUUUGAAAGAAGAUUUGGCUAAAGCUGAUCAAGCUCUGAGGUCUAUGGCGGGAAAGCCUAUCCUGAAUGGUAGAGACAGUGUGCGCAAAGUCCUGGAGACAUUCCAGGAGCGAGGGGGGGAGUGGGCCAAGAUAGCCACACAGUACUACGGACCCGUCAUUGAGAACUUCACUUGUGAUAAAACUAUUUAUACUGCCGUUGAGGUGACAGCGGGUAACAGAUUGUUCCACCACAUCGUAGAAUCCGACACGGUGGGCACAAAGAUCCUGAAGGAGAUGAACCGACAGAGCUUGCCUGGAGAGGUCACCUUCAUGCCACUCAACAGACUGCAAGUCCGGGAUAUGGUCUAUCCUAAUGAUAAUAACGCCAUAGCCAUGGUGCAGAAGUUGAAGUACGACCCUAAGUACGCGAAGGCGAUGAAGUAUAUAUUCGGGAAGACGCUCAUCUGCAGGAACUUGGAGUGUGCCACUGAGUUAGGGAAACAGUUCCAUCUCGACUGUGUCACCUUGGAGGGAGAUCAGGUAUCUUCCAAAGGUUCCCUAACAGGAGGUUACUUCAACCAGUCUCGGUCGCGUCUAGAAAUGCAGAAGACACGUUCAGAACUCAUGGAACAGAUCACCACACUGGAACAAGAGCUGAGCACAUUGAGACAGGAACUGAAUAAAACUGAGACCAGUAUUAACUCUAUCGUGUCUGAGAUGCAGAGAACUGAAACUAAACAGGGGAAGGCUAAGGACAUAUUUGACAAAGUAAAGGCUGAUAUUCGUCUUAUGAAAGAAGAGCUCGCAUCGAUAGAAAGGUUCCGCGGUCCUAAGGAGCGGUCCCUAGCGCAGUGCCGCUCCAGUUUGGAAGCUAUGCAGGCUACUAAGGAAGGACUGGAGUCUGAAUUGCACCAGGAACUUAUGGAGCAACUAUCGACGGCGGACCAAGGCAAGGUGGACGAGCUGAACGAUGCGAUCCGACGUCUCACGCAGGAGAACAAGGAGGCCUUCAGCGCUAGGAUGAACUUGGAAGCCACUAAGAAUAAACUCGAAAACUUACUCACUAAUAACUUGAUUCGACGUAAAGACGAGUUAGUACAGGCUCUACAAGAAAUAUCAGUAGAAGACCGCAAGCGCAGACUGGCAAACAGCAAGGCAGAUCUCGCCGCCACUGAGAAACGUAUCAAACAGAUCAACAAAGAACUAGAAGAGGUCGAAAGAAAGGUCCAGGCCGCCGUCAAGAAUGAAAAAGCCUUGAAAUUGGAACUCGAUAAAUGGAGGAAUAAGGAAAAAGAAGCUCAAGACAAAAUGGAGGAAGACGCGAAAGGCUUAGAGAAGAUGGCAUCUAAAGAAGUGUUACUACAGGAGAAAAUACAGGAAUCCCUCGACAAGAUCGCAGCUUUAGGAACAUUGCCCAACGCACCCGAGCUACACGCCAAGUAUCAGAAAAUGUCACUGAAGCAGUUAUUCAAAGAGCUUGAGAAGGCGAACCAACACCUGAAGAAGUACAACCAUGUGAACAAGAAAGCGUUGGACCAGUUCAUUAGCUUUUCGGAACAAAAGGAGAAACUUUACAAGAGGAAAGAGGAAUUGGAUAUAGGAGGCGAGAAAAUCCGUGAGCUCAUAGAGACAUUAGAACAUAGAAAGUUAGAAGCUAUACAGUUCACGUUCAAGCAAGUGUGUAAGAACUUCACUGAGGUGUUCAAGAAACUGGUGCCUCAAGGCAGGGGCAGUCUCAUCAUGAGGGUUAAUACUGAUGAUGGACAGGAGGCUAGUUCUGAGCGUGCAAAGGCAGAUCCAUUUACGGGUGUGGGUAUCAAAGUAUCGUUCACUGGCGGAGAGGGUGACAUGCGAGAGAUGAACCAACUGUCCGGUGGACAGAAGUCACUCGUCGCGUUAGCUCUUAUCUUCGCUAUACAGAAGUGUGAUCCUGCGCCUUUCUACUUGUUCGACGAAAUCGAUCAGGCGCUAGACGCACAGCACCGUAAAGCGAUAGCCAACAUGAUCCACGAGCUAUCAACGUCGGCUCAGUUCAUCACGACUACUUUCCGACCCGAACUACUGGAGCACGCGCACAAAUUCUACGGAGUCAAGUUCCGGAACAAAGUGUCACACGUCGAGUGCGUCACACAGGACGAGGCUCGAGACUUCGUCGAGGACAGCGCUACACAUGCGUAGGGUUAUAAACUCUAAUACUUACACAAUACGGUUGAACUUCAUUUGCAUUGAAGAUAUAGACAAAACUGUCUGCUCGAAGCAUAACGAUACAUAUUUGUUCCGCGCGUAGGGAAUGUCUUUGACGAUGGCUAGUUGAAUGUGUGUGUAUGAUGAUUAUUUGAUUACUUAUUAUAUGUUAAAUUCGUCGUCCUUUGGAGUAUUAAUGUGUAUAUCUGUAUGUUAAUGUAUUUAACGUGAGUACACAAUUUUUGGUAUGCUGGUUGUGCUCUUUACUCCAUUUAUGGGCAGCGAUAUCAAAUGUAUUUGCAAAUUGUAUGUUAUGAAUAGAUUUCAGGUUUUCGGAUGAACGUUAAAACAUUUCUAACAGAAACGAGACCGCGUUUGGUGCUCUGAUUGGUUGGUGCAUUGGAACCGGCCAAUCAUAGCGCUGAACGCGGUCUCGUUUCGAUUAGUUUAAAUAUAAAACAAACUGGAACUAAGGCCUGUUGUUUCUACAACUAGAGGGCAUGAAAUUAACAAGUUAUGUUUAUUGUUAGAACAUGAUAUAUGAUGGCAGAAUUGAUUGGAGUUGAUUUACUUUUAGUUUAUUUUGAUAAUAAUUUCGGAAUUAAUUGAUUUGUAAGGUUAUUAGUUACAUUUAUUUUAUAGACACAUUGUUGACAUGGUUUUCAUCUAUAUUAGAUUUAAGUACGGAGACGUUAACUGUACAAAAUGUCAGAAAACAAUUGCAUUGAUUAAAAUUUCUAUUUUUGUACUGACUUUCAGCAACAAUGUCAAUGCAGUGCUUUCUGGAUUCUCAUGUUUUUAUAAAAUAAUAUAUUUUUUUCUAAGCAUCACUGAGUACUGUCAAUUUGCUUUUUAAAUAUUCAGUGAUGUUAAGAUUUUAAAAUAAAGUUAGUAUUUAAUUAAAGUUCUUUAAACGUG
Spodoptera litura is the source of this 4625-nucleotide messenger RNA. It is a transcript of the gene SMC3, whose product is annotated as structural maintenance of chromosomes 3. Lineage: Eukaryota; Metazoa; Arthropoda; Insecta; Lepidoptera; Noctuidae. The record is from RefSeq and is a predicted model, not a curated record. Gene Ontology annotation, biological process: chromosome organization. Gene Ontology annotation, molecular function: ATP binding; protein binding; ATP hydrolysis activity. Gene Ontology annotation, cellular component: chromosome.